Camponotus floridanus (Florida carpenter ant) is the source of this 607-nucleotide messenger RNA. RefSeq names its product chromosome transmission fidelity protein 8 homolog. NCBI's taxonomy places the organism in Eukaryota, Metazoa, Arthropoda, Insecta, Hymenoptera, Formicidae. Gene Ontology annotation, biological process: mitotic sister chromatid cohesion. The record is from RefSeq and is a predicted model, not a curated record. Bases 225 to 584 code for a protein of 119 amino acids. Gene Ontology annotation, cellular component: Ctf18 RFC-like complex. The transcript has 2 exons.
AUCAGACAAAAGUUUUACCUUUUUUUUAUUUCGUAGAUUUGUUUUUCAAAAUUAAUGGAAAUACCAUUUCUCACUACAGUUUCUAGGGAAUUUUUAUACGAUACUUUUGUAAAAAGAUGAACGAACGACAAGCUUGGCGCCAUUUGAUAUUACUUAACCUAAUGAGAUAGUGUUCAUAUAUGUACAUCGUUUAAAAGAAAUUCAAAAAUAAAGUUUUAACGAAGAUGAUCGUACCAAUUAAAAAAAAUGGAAUUAUAGAAGAUUGGGCUAUCAUAGAUUUGCAAGGAGAUUUAAAAUUCGAAAAAAUUGAAAAUUUAGAUAAUCAACUAAUUGGCGACCUUCAUUUUACAAAAGCUGGAAUACCUAUUUUAAUUAUUGGAAUUCAUGUGCUACAUGGAAAAGAAAUAACACUUGAAAAACCCUUGAUUGUAUUAGAAAGACAUCGUGACAAUGUAAGAGACGAGACAAUUGGAAAAGAUCAGGUUGUAAAAACAGAAUACAUCGUAAAGGCUAUUGUGAAGAAGAAACUUCUAUUUAGAUCAAGGCCAAAAUCUAUAGUAACUAAUGUUCCAAAACCAUGUUAACAUAUAAAUUUGUAUCAAUUGCA